UGUAUGGAACGCACUGAAGUCGGAGAUUUCCGAGUUCCAAGUUCCCAGUUUUAUGAACGCAGCAUUUGAGGUUAGCUGUCAAAGUCAAACGUCACACAGGUAGCCUAGGUAGGUAGGUAGGUAGGUAGGUAACCGUGUAUCUUCCGGAUCCUUUUAAAAUCAGCGGUUGUGCGACUUUACCCAUAGGCUUCAGUCCAGCGGUGACACAGCGGUGUCCAGCCAUGGCCGAGUCCCAGCUAACAUGCAUGGAGGACGGCCACAUCAAAGAGAACGUCCCGGAGUCCAAACCGGAGUUUUACUACAGCGAAGAACAACGCGCGGCGGUUGAACAACUGCUCAAAAACGGUGACGGCGCUUUCAAAAUGCGACUGAAAGAGGACAAAGUGAAAGACUUUCUCUCGGCCCGUGAUAUUAAAACGAUAAGGAACACUUUCAAAGAAUAUGACACUGAAGAUGAAGAGAAGUGCGGAGAAUUAAAGGCGAAACCCGACGGUUCCAAAGCGAACUCGGGGCACCAUUCGACGUACUGGCCGCAGAUGUCGGAUACAGAGGUGCCGCCGUUGGAUCUCGGUUGGCCCAACGGGGGUUUGUUCAAGGGGGUCACACGCGUGGCGGUUCACACGCACCCGCCAAAAGAGAACGGACCGCACAUCAAGGAGGUCAUUCGUAGGCUGAUCCAAGAAGCUACCAAGGUGUUAGCUAUAGUCAUGGACCUGCUGACAGACAUCCAGAUACUGCAGGACCUGCUGGACGCAGCGUCGCGGCGCUCCGUGGCCGUCUACAUCCUGUUGGAUGUCAGCGGGGUCCCACACUUCCUGGAUAUGUGCUGCAGGCUGCAGGUCGGAGCUCAGCACCUGCGGAACAUCAGGACUCGUACAGUUCAGGGGACAGGGUUGGGUCUGUCCUUCGGUAGACUCCUUGGUUCUUUGUGUAGUAAAUACAUGCUGGUGGAUGGGGACAAAGUCAUGUUCGGCUCCUACAGCUUCUCAUGGAGUUCGUCUCGGAUGGACCGCAACAUGAUCACGGUCAUGACUGGCCAGGUGAUCGACUUCUUCGACCGCGACUUCUGCGAGCUCUACGCCGUGUCCGAAAAACUGGACCUCUACAAGGAGUUCAACCUCAGCCCACCUCCCAACAUGGCCUCCGCCGCGCGGCUCAAAGUGGAGCCCGUAAAACCCCAGUUACGAGCCGCCACAUCCAGAUUCCAGGUCAGUCUAGGCAACUCGCGUGGAGGUGAUCUCCAGGUGCCUGCACAUAAAUACCACAACCCCAAAUACUCUUUGGUGUACGGGAAUAGUGUUCCUGGACUGAUGGGGUCCUUGCAGGAUCUACCAGGCAUAGAAAAGACAGCUAUAACUGCGGGUCCUGAGGGACUAAUGCAGGUGAACAGCGAGUGGUUGGAUCAACUCACCCCGCUACCACCCGACGGAGGGAAGGUGGGGACGAAAAAAACCAACAGCAUUUUGGAGAAGAAAUCCCGCCCUUCUUUUAGGAAACUCUUCAAGGGGAAAUCGACAGCCAAUCAGAGCGUGGACACCGGGGGUGGUAGCCCGGCAACCAGUCCAAUCUCCUCCCCCACAUCGUUGGGAACCAAUAGUAUGGAGGAGAUGAAUAACCUUGAAGUCAUGGUGAAACAACCAAUGAAGAGUAAGAAGUUUAAAAUGAGCCUGAAGAGUGCCUCUCAACAGACUGUCAACACACAAGACAAUGACAGCUUGAAGAGCCGCAGGCCAUCAACAAAGAACAAAUGUAGUCCAUCCUGAUUCUAAACCUGAGUCACUCCGGAUUCAAACCACCCCACUCAACUGGUUCUCUGUGGGAUUCAAUAAUACCUUUGGGAUCUGGUGCAAUAAUUACUAUAAUGUGUCAAUUCUACUUGCUCUGUACAGAGAUAUUCUCUGGACAAACAGAGGCGUCCUUAAAGCAGAGACCGGCGAUAGGUGGAACAGCGCCACUGACCAUCCCCAGGCACAUUAGUUGUUGUUUUUCUUUUGAGGAAAAGAGCAUCCAUGUUUGAAGUAACGUCUUCGUCGUAAUAGUGUAACGUGGACCUGGCGGUUUCAUCACUAUGGAUUCCAGGUUGAAGAAGCGCUGUCACUGAGCACCAAGUCUGUGAUUCUUAUUUGACCAUGUAAAGAAUAACGUCAUGUUGCCUUGUGAAGUCUUGUAUGUAAUUAAUGUGUAAUUAAUUAAUGUGUGUGUUUCAUGCUGUGACCAACGGAUGUCAAUGAUAAGGGGGUUGGGAAAUGGAUCUGAAUGGGUAUUUGAGUGUGUGUUUAUUCAGUACAUUAAAAACGAUCAUGUUUUUCUGA
This is a messenger RNA of Oncorhynchus kisutch (coho salmon), 2312 nucleotides long. RefSeq names its product protein FAM83F. NCBI's taxonomy places the organism in Eukaryota, Metazoa, Chordata, Actinopteri, Salmoniformes, Salmonidae. Gene Ontology annotation, molecular function: protein kinase binding. The transcript is spliced from 5 exons. The record is from RefSeq and is a predicted model, not a curated record. The coding region runs from base 222 to 1763 and encodes 513 amino acids. Gene Ontology annotation, biological process: signal transduction.